Strigops habroptila (Kakapo) is the source of this 897-nucleotide messenger RNA. It is a transcript of the gene SPMIP6, whose product is annotated as chromosome Z C9orf24 homolog. The transcript is spliced from 7 exons. The coding region runs from base 1 to 891 and encodes 296 amino acids. The record is from RefSeq and is a predicted model, not a curated record. NCBI's taxonomy places the organism in Eukaryota, Metazoa, Chordata, Aves, Psittaciformes, Psittacidae. Gene Ontology annotation, molecular function: alpha-tubulin binding. Gene Ontology annotation, cellular component: manchette; perinuclear region of cytoplasm.
AUGUUCCUCUUCUCCAAAAAGCACAAGACCCCCGUCAGCACUUACACCGACUCCUACCGACCACCAUACUCUGUCAAAAAGGCCAUCUGUGACCGGGGGCUGCUGGAGGCCUGGAAAGAAAACAAGUUUGUGACACCAGGAUUAACGGUGCCUCCGGUGCCAACUCCAGCCAUCCAAAUUCCACCCGAGCUGAUGGCAAAGGCAGCAAUGCAGGAGUACUACAGGAACACCAUUGACCCCGUUGCCUACGGGCCUGGGAAGUACUGGCUGGACAGGUCCAAAGAAAAGUACAGGUCAGUUGUUGUCGGUGAUGACAAACACAUGUCCUGGAGAACAAGUCCAAGCACUACGGCCUGGAGUAAGGAAUCUUCUUACCUCCCUCUCCUGCCCAAGGAGACAAAGAUGAAUACCUGGCUGUACACCAUACCCGUGAUGUGCCCUCUGAGACCCAUGUGCCUCAAUCAAUAUGAGAAGGCGGUGGUUACUGACAUGCUGCAUAAGGUGCCAGUGUACACCAUGACAGGGAGGAUACCCUUCCAGAACUACUACAUUCCCUGCUCUGGGCGACACUGCUGCCUGCGAGGGAUUGACUACUAUCUUGAUGGGACACCUGCCACCAGAAAGAAACUCUUUGCAGUAGAGGAGAGGGCUGAACAUCCCGUGCUGCCACCAUCACAGCCCCAGAACAAUACUCCAUGCCUUUGCUCGCCAGAAGCGGUUUUUUUGUUCUUCUUCCUCACUGGAGUUUUCCUUCCAUGGCUGAUUGAUAACUCUAUCUGCUUUCCUAGGUGGGACACAGGCCUCUUCACAAAUACACAAGGAGUCCAGAGAGGCAGCUACACCAUCCACCCCGAGUUUGUGUCCGAGGAUUUGUACGCUUCUGCCUAUUGAAGAGCA